Messenger RNA from Ichthyophthirius multifiliis, 1422 nucleotides. Its product is annotated as pci domain protein. The annotation marks the transcript as partial. Gene Ontology annotation, biological process: ubiquitin-dependent protein catabolic process. Lineage: Eukaryota; Ciliophora; Oligohymenophorea; Hymenostomatida. The transcript has 7 exons. The record is from RefSeq and is a predicted model, not a curated record. Gene Ontology annotation, cellular component: proteasome regulatory particle, lid subcomplex. Gene Ontology annotation, molecular function: structural molecule activity.
AAAGAUAUAUAUAAUAAAAAUGUCUGUUCAAAAUAAAUCGAAUAUAGAAUAAUUAUAUGAAAAAUAUGAAAACUAACAAAAAGCUUAACCUUUUCUUGAACAAGAAAAAUAAUUAUUAAUGAUAAUAAAUACAGAAUGCAAUCCUACAGAUGAAAAUUUCAAAAUAAAAGAAAAAUGUUUUUAUAGUUUAGCAGAAUAAUAUAAAAAAUAAAAUAACGCUUAAAAAAUCGGCGAUUUAAUUACAACCUAAAAAGAAUAAAUUAAUUAGUUUACAAAGGCUAAAGCUGCAAAAGUAAUAAAAAACUUAAUUGAAUAUGUAUCUUUAAUGCCUAAUACUGAAGAUCUCUAGAUUAAACUUUUUGAAUAUUUAAUAGACUGGUGUAAACGUGAAGAAAGAACCUAUUUAAGACAUAGAAUAGAAAUAAAAUUAGCUACUUUACACAAUUAAAAUUAAAACUAUACUAAAGCUCUUUUAUUAAUAGAAAAUAUUCUAAAAGAAACUAGAAAAGCCGAUGAUAAAUAAUUACUAGUCGAAGCUUAAUUAAUUGAGUCAAAAAUUUAAUAUUCUUUGGAAAAUUUAGCAAAGUCAAAAGCAUCUUUAACUGCUUCUAGAGCCUGUGCUAAUUCUAUCUAUUGCUCUCCAGCUUUAUAAGCUGAUAUAGAUAUGAUGUCUGGUAUUUUGUAAGCUGAAGAUAAGGAUUAUAAAACAGCAUAUUCUUAUUUUUAUGAAGCUUUUGAAGCUUUAAAUUCAGCAGAUGAUGUAAAAGCUAUAAAAGCAUUAAAAUAUAUGCUUUUAUGUAAAAUCAUGACUGGAAAUUAUGAUGAUAUUAAUUAAUUAUUAAGCGGAAAAUAUGGGCUUAAAUAUGCAGGAGAUGAUUUAUAGGCUAUGAAAUAAAUUACUUUAGCAUAUUAAGCUAAUAGUCUUUAAUAAUUUAGUAAAUUAAUUACGGAAUAUUCUAAAUAAAUCACUGGUGAUGCGAUUAUUAAGAAUUAAUUAAAUUAAUUACAUGAUUAACUUUUAGAAUAAAACUUAUUUCGAGUUAUAGAACCUUAUACUAGAGUGUAAAUUAGUCAUAUAUCUGAAUAGAUUAAAUUAAAUUAGGAAUUAAUUUAAUCAAAAUUAUCAGAAUUAAUUUUAGAUAAGAAAAUCGAUGGAACCUUAGAUCAAGGAAGUGGCUGUUUAAUUUUAUUUGAUGAUAUAAAAUGUGACGAUUUGUAUAAAAAUGCUUUAGAGCAUAACAAUUAAAUGGAGAAAGUAACUGAAAAAUUAUUUUAGAAGGCUAAAUAACUUAAACUUUGAAAAAAAAAACAAAAAAAACCAAAAAUUUAAAAAGAGAUUUAAUAUUAAAUAUACUAUAUUAUAUUUUAUUAAUAAAUAUUAUACGUAUAUAAUUGAAUAAAUAUAAAAAAAUUAUAUAUUAG